AUGGCCCUGUCGUUGAUCGUCAACGCCGGCCUCGCCGCCAUUCCCAUCGGCGGAUGCCUCGGCACCCUGUUUGGCAUCGACGCCCAUCGCGCUGCCAACGGUCAACGGCCACUCUUCGCCCCGGAUCCUAAUGAGAACAAAGGCACCGAUGCCGGCGGCGGAGGACAAGAUAGCACCGGUGGUGGCUCGGGAGGAAAUGGCAGCACCACCAACAAUGGCAUCACCAACACGCAGUAUUGCCAGCACUCCUACGGUAUCUCGCCGCCGCGCAAAGGCGACGGAGAGACUUUUACGCUCAAUCCCAAUCAAUGGGGUCUCACGGACGGUACAACGGGUGGACUGUGCAUGAAUGUGACCACAUACAACAACAUGACCUAUCCAACCGAAUACACCGCGCCCGACUUCUCCGUCACCUGGAAAUUUAACCGGGGCCCGGAUACCCAACCCGUCCGCGCUUUCCCCAACAUCAUGGUGGAGGAGGUCCUGCCCGUCGAGCUCGACAAGAUACAGGAACUCUUCCUCAACCUGCACUGGUCCUACGGCCUCGGCAACGAAAUCGCCGAGUCCACCUCCGAAAGUGACAUGACUUCCAAUGAAGUCCGAACCAACGUUGCUAUCGAUAUGUUCUUCGACAGCGACAAGGAGACCGCCCAGAACAGCACCGCGGCUCAGUUCGAGGUCAUGGUGUGGUUUGCUACGUUCGGCGUGGGCACCGACCCAUACGGUACAAAAACCUCGACGACGAGAACUCUGAACGGGACAGAGUUUAACCUGUACUCCGGCACACGAGACUCGCAAACGAUCCUGACCUGGGCCGCCGCCGACAUCACCGAGGAAUUCAGAGGCGACAUUUACCCGCUCAUUACUGACCUGUACAAAUUGGAUGGUGGCCUCUAUCCUGCCAGUUCCGAUUACCUGGGAUACUUCGGUUUCGGUACGGAAGCUUUCUCCUCCGAUAAAGAGAUCACGUUCGGUGUGACCGACCUCGAAGUCAACAUCAAGACAUGA
Messenger RNA from Penicillium argentinense, 1008 nucleotides. Its product is annotated as glycoside hydrolase family 12 protein. The transcript has 4 exons. Gene Ontology annotation, molecular function: cellulase activity. Lineage: Eukaryota; Fungi; Ascomycota; Eurotiomycetes; Eurotiales; Aspergillaceae. The coding region runs from base 1 to 1008 and encodes 335 amino acids. The record is from RefSeq and is a predicted model, not a curated record. Gene Ontology annotation, biological process: polysaccharide catabolic process.